UUGUAAAACAGAAAAGUUACACAAGCGUCAGGAUUUUGUAACGCACACAUUAGCUACUAAUUUAUGGAUUUGCCACUCGUAAUUGAGUCACCAGUGUCUUCUUAGCUUUACAGCCGAGCGAACAACCCGAGCACUGACACGAAAAGCGUUGUUUUUUUAUUUAAUUAACAAACAAACAUAGAAUAAUCGAGAAAUUUGAAUUAUACAAGGACUAAGAAAACAUAGUCGUGAAUGUUUGGAUUACUGAAAGUGAAGAUGAAAUAAAGACCGACCCUCGGGAUGUCAUAUAUGAUUAAAUAGCAGCUUAAACGUAACGUUAGCGGGUUUAUUCAGCUCUAGACGCGCACGAGCGACUCGAGUACAAAACAGAAGCGCGCGCUCAAAAUAUGGAGUUGAACUCAGUGAUUUUAACCACUGGAUCGUCGGUGGGAUUUUUCAAAUUAGUAAACUAUGGAUUGGGCAAACUUCCCCUCCCUGAGACGGCUCGGAGGAACGCUUGGAAAUGGAAAAACAUCUCCACGUCUUUCGUGCACAGCCUCAUAACUGGAGUGUGGUCCGUGCUUUGUUUUUGCAUGCAUCCCCAGAUGGCUGAGGAUUUGAUAGAAACGCACUCUGUUUUCUCUCACGCCCUUGUAUCUGUGUCAAUCGGAUACUUCAUAUAUGACUUUUUAGAUAUGGUAAUCAAUCAGAAGAUCGGUAAUUCAUGGGAACUCCUUUUCCACCAUGUAGUGGUGAUCACCUGUUUCGGGAUCUCUGUGUUGACCUGUCGGUAUGUGGGAUUUGCCGUGGUGGCGCUGCUGGUGGAGAUCAACUCUGUCUUCCUGCACCUGAGGCAAGUGCUCCGCAUGGCCAACCUGGCCAAAAGCACAUUUUACAGAGUCAACAGCAUGAUCAACCUGGGCACAUAUGUGGUGUUUCGCAUCAACACUCUGGCUUGGAUGACCCGCUGGCUGGUGCUAAACCGUGACCUCAUCCCCCUGUUCAGCUACACCAUCGGCAGUGUGGGUCUGGCCAUCAUGACCGCCAUGAACAUCGUGCUCUUCUACCGCCUCAUGAGGAGCGACUUCAUGAAGGCCAGCCGCGAGAAGGAGCUGAGGAAAGAGAGGGAGAAGGAGAAAGACAUGUAGGAAAAAAAAACACUCCUUGUUCUUCAGCUCCAACCAAAUCCACCCUCAACAACUGCGUUCCCACACUUAAGGGAUUCCAACUUUCCUCUCAAACUGCUGACUUCGUUCCUGCUCAUCAUCUAUCUCAUGUUAGACCUCAAGCUGUGCCGAGACGUUUUACCAUGGCUGUCAUUACAGGUUUACAGAUGUAUGAGAAAUAAUCCAUCACAUUUAUUUACGGAUGCAAACGUGUGCAAAUACUUCUGCAUGAUUUAGACAAUGACACAACUUGAGCAAAUGACGGUUUCGUCUUUAAUACAAUUGGACCGGAUUGCUCUUUAUCUAAUUCAUAUGCUAAUGCUGACCUACCUGAAUUAAUAUAUAUCUAGAUAUUUAUACACCCGUACACUAUACAUAUAUAUAUAAAACAUGUUAUGAGCAAAAUGUUCAUUUGUUCAUUAAUACCUCAUGGGCUUGUAGCAGAAUCAUUAUAAUUCAGUAGUUUUAAAGUGGCAGUUCGCUCAAAAACUAAAAGGCAUUUCUCAAAGACGUUUAUUUGAAUGUUCACGCUGCUUUAUUCUGUUAAUGGUUAUUAUGUGUGAUCCCAAAAGAUCCUAAAAGUACUGUAACGGAGGACCUUCAAAGUAUUCUGAAGCUAUGUGAUCUGUUUGGUGGCAGAUGAUUCAUUUGUUUGGGUGAACUGUCCCUUUAAAUGUUUUAAAUGUCCGUAGGGCUGUAUUUAGCACCAAUUCACUGGUUAGUUGUAGUAAAUUAAGUGGAAAUGAAUAUAAAAUGCCCAGAAAGGACAUGCAAUAUUUAUCAUCUGUGAUAAUGUCAUGUCACUCACUUGAGUCCAAAUGUGAUAAAGCCUAUUCGAAUGUUCAAGCUAUGAAAGCAAAAAAUAUCCCUGUGUGGGUUUUUGGUUUCCUAUUUAUAAGAGAUGAUACAGUUAUAGUAAUAUCACACAAUUGAGACAAUAGUUUUCCCAAAAGCCAAGUGCAGAAAUGAAACACACGAGAAAAUGAAUAUUGAGCAACAUUUUACGCAUGAUAUUGUCAGUGUUUCUGUUUCCCCAAUGAAAAAUGUUUCCACAACAAAGUAUGAACAGAACAUUUGUGCAUCUCUGAGCAGUUUUGGUUUGUUUCUGAAACACUUGCUUUUUAAAGCAAAUCAUUUACGUCUAAGGUUUUGGUGAUCUGUUCUUAAAGGCAGUCAAUUUAAACGAAUCAUUUUUAAAUGAAUCAGCCAUUUGGAGCAAAUCAUUCACUGAUUUGUUGAAUCCCCCAUUAAGACAGGCACUUGCUGCCAUUUGCUGGUGGUUUUAAUGACAUUUAUAUGUAUAUCCAUGACAGGCUCAAACCAAUGGAAGCCUUGUUUGUGCCACUGAAUAAAAAAUAAAAAGCUAAUUGCGAAUUUAAAUUAAAAUUUUUACUUCUAUUACUCAGAAAUAUGUACAAAAAACGGACAAUUCUGACUUUAUAAUAUGCUACUGAGAAACGCAUUAAAAUGUCUGGGGUUUUUUUUUCAGUUAUAAACUUUCAAUUGUAGGAAAUUUUUCAUCCCCCCUCUCUGUAUAAUUUGUAGAAAAUUCAGAAUUGCAGAUGUACAGUUGAAGUUAGAAUUAUUGGCCCCCCUGUUUAUUUUCUCCCCCGAUUCUAUUUAACGGAGAGGUUUUUUUAACACGUUUCUAAACAUAAUAGUUUUAAUAACUAAUUUCUAAUAACUGAUUUAUUUGAUCUUUGCCAUGAUGACAGUAAAUAAUAUUUGACUAGAUAUUUUUCAAGACACUUCUAUAAAGCUUAAAGUGACAUUUAAAAGCUUAAUUAGGUAAACUAGGCAGGUUAGGAUAAUUAGGCAAGUUAUUGUAUAACGAUGGUUAGUUCUGUAGACUAUCAGGAAAAAAUAUAGCUUAAAGGGGCUAAUAAUUUUGACCUUAAAAUGGUGUUUAAAUUAAAAACCCCUUUUAUUCUAGCCAAAAUUUAACAAAUAAGACUUUCUCCAGAAGAAAAAAUAUUAUCAGACAUACUGUAAAAAUUUCCUUGCUCUGUUAAACAUCAUUUGUGAAAUAUUUAAAAAAAGAAAAGAAAAAAUCAAAGGGGGGCUAAUAGUUCUGACUUCAACUGUAUAUUUUUGUUUAAUAUUAACG
This is a messenger RNA of Danio aesculapii, 3252 nucleotides long. It is a transcript of the gene tlcd2, whose product is annotated as TLC domain containing 2. The transcript has 4 exons. Bases 387 to 1127 code for a protein of 246 amino acids. The record is from RefSeq and is a predicted model, not a curated record. NCBI's taxonomy places the organism in Eukaryota, Metazoa, Chordata, Actinopteri, Cypriniformes, Danionidae. Gene Ontology annotation, biological process: plasma membrane organization; membrane assembly; phospholipid homeostasis. Gene Ontology annotation, cellular component: plasma membrane.